AUGGAAGUGUUCUGUUCUUUUUAUCACUUAACCUAUUUUCUGGCUGCUGGGGCUGUUACUUUCGGAAUUGGUUUCUUUGCUUUGGCAUCAGCUUUAUGGUUCCUGAUUUGCAAACGAAGAGAAAUAUUUCAAAAUUCCGAAUUCAAAGCAAAUGAUGAGAGAUGCAGCCAAAGACCAUCAGAGGCAAAGAGUAAAUCUCAUUCUCAAUGUGUUUUUAUUUCUCGAAAUUUUCAUACAGGAACAUUUCAAUUAGAGGAGGAGCAAAGAGAACAGGAAACAGCACAUAUAAAAGCAAGUGAUCACUCUGAAGAUGAAUUCUGCCUUGCAACAAAAAAAGUGAUUUGUGACCCCUCAGAAACUGGCUCAGCAACAAAUUGGGGUGAUGUUACCUUAAGCUCAUCAACGUUACCAUCUGAUUCUUGUUACAGCCAAACUAUAGAAGCAGCUGAUAACUGGUUUACUGAUGAUCCUCUAAUGAAAGAGAGCUCUUCAACGCCUCUUCUCAGGGAACCUCUGAUGGAAAAAUUAUGUCCAUACCUGUCAACCAUUUCACUAGAAGAAUGUACGAAUAUGAUAGUUUAUGAUGGUCAAAAAGAGGACAGCAUUAAGGAAAUACUUUCAGGAAGAAAUACAGAGGCUGAAAUACAAACCUUCAACAUAACAUUGAAUGACUUUUCUUUUGAAACUUUGUAUACACUAAAAUCAGUAAAGUUAAAACUGAAUUACCAGCUUCUGAAUCUCUUAAUAUGUCUAUAGAUAUUCUUUGCUUUUCCAUAGAGUGGCCCUACUUCCCUUGCUGAUUCUUGUUUCUAGAAACAAAAUUACAGAAAAAAAUUAGAAUGAUAUGAACAUUAAGCUUAACUCUGUAUGUCAUCAAAGGACAUAAUAAAUAAUAUAAAAUAAUGCAAAUGUAUUUUGACAUACAGGAGAAAUACUUUAAGAAAUCAGCACAGAUAUAUUUUUAAUAAAACACAGCAUUUUCUUAUAUUUUUUACAUUUUCAAUUUAAUUUCAAUGUGGGUAUGGCUGGGUAAGUAUACCUCCCUCGGCUUUUCCAAAUUUUAAAUACAUAAAAUACCUACCAUUCAAAUAUUAGUAUGUCAUGAUGCUGACAAGCAAUAUAAUUUUGCUCCUCUAGGGGAAUCUGGAACAAUCUGAAGAGGCCAGAAAAUUAUUUUCUUUCCCCUGUCCUGUAUCUGUUUCUCAGAGUGGCCCCUCACCCCACUAUGAUAAAAUGGGAGCAGCCACAUGAUAGGCAUCUGACUCAAGCUAGAUAAAUCAGAGUUCCUCUCUGAUCUGAGAGGCCUUUGGCCAAAUUUCUACUUAUGGCUCUCAGGAAUUUCUGACACCCACCAUGUAAUUAAUCUUUUAUUUCCUCCAAAAUACUUUCCAUAUAAUUAGUCCCUUUUUUUCUUUCUCAUGAAAAAAAAAACGAUUAGUUAAAGUAUUAUGUUACUUCUGUGUUUAAAUUACUCAUAACGAGACAGAUGCAUAUCUUCCCAAGAGAUAAAUCAUACCUAUUGCAAUAAAUGAAGAGAAACUUGUCUCGAAUAAGACAGUAGCAUUACCCAGGCCUAUCAUUUCAGUCUCAGGAGAAACAUUAACAAGGGUUAGGACAACUCUCUCUCUUUUGAAGCACUUUGUCAUUUCUACACAGUGUGUGUAUGGGUGGUGGGACAGCUCUCUCUAUCUACGCCUAAAUCUAAGUAAGCUAUUUCAGCUCAGGUUCUCUAAAAAGCAGUUAAAAAAAAAAGUAACUAGUCUUUGUUUCUUGGUGUUCUUAAACUUCUGCUUUACUGUCUGUCUUAGAGAAAGAAGUCAUCUCUAAUUUUAGUAAGAUCCUAAAACUACCCCAGGAAUUUGAGGUUAGAAAUUAGAUAUUCUAGCCUUGGUCUGACUAGUUGUUGGAAUAAAGAAAACAUAAACUGGGGACCUAUGGGCUUUCAUGUCCCACCUUGUGAUCUGGGUAGAAAAACAACAAAUCUGCAGUCAAAGACCAAUGAAGCAUUUGCAAAGUGAAACGCAAAUGAGAUGAGAGAUCAGGAGAACGUGAUUCCUGACUUUCUGACUGUAGAGAGCAGGACCUGAGCCAUGUCUACAGCAUAUGCAGCAGAGCAACGACUCAGGGAAAUAACACAACCCCUCAGCAUGCACAGUACAGCGUGGCAGACAAUGUGUGCUUAUCUGAAGGGUAACACCGCACUUUCAUUUUUUAAGAAAUGU
Molecule: messenger RNA, 2222 nt
Organism: Phyllostomus discolor (pale spear-nosed bat)
Lineage: Eukaryota; Metazoa; Chordata; Mammalia; Chiroptera; Phyllostomidae
Gene: C5H1orf185
Product: chromosome 5 C1orf185 homolog
Source: RefSeq, a predicted model, not a curated record